Molecule: messenger RNA, 1814 nt
Organism: Microdochium trichocladiopsis
Lineage: Eukaryota; Fungi; Ascomycota; Sordariomycetes; Xylariales; Microdochiaceae
Product: Alpha/Beta hydrolase protein
Exons: 3
Coding region: 1-1710 (569 amino acids)
Molecular function (GO): carboxylic ester hydrolase activity
Source: RefSeq, a predicted model, not a curated record
AUGGCUCCCCUCCAGACUCUGCUGGCGUCCGCCCUAGCGGGUCUGGCCACGUUCGGCUCGUCCACGGCGAUCCUGUCCACAAGACGCCAUGACGCCGACCCGACCGUUCAGAUCAAGAAUGGCACGUACCGGGGCGUGCACUCGGCGCAGUACAACCAGGACUUCUUCCUCGGCAUCCCUUACGCCCAGCCGCCUGUCGGCAACUUGCGAUUCCGCCAGGCCCAUUCACUCAACGAGACGUGGGACGGCGUGCGCGAUGCCGUCGAGUACUCGAAGGAGUGUGUUGGCUACGGAUCCGACCAAUGGCCGUACGAGGUCUCGGAGGACUGCCUGACUCUCAACGUGAUCCGCCCUGCUGGCUGCUCCGAGGACGAGAAGCUGCCUGUGGCGCUGUGGAUCCACGGCGGUGGUUUCUACAUGGGUGGAAACCCAGACCAGCGGUACAACACGUCCUUCAUCAUCCAGCAGUCCGUCGAGCUCGGCAAGCCCAUCAUGACGGUCGCCAUUAACUACCGCCUCAGCGCCUGGGGCUUCCUCGCAGGCGACGACCUGCUCGGCCAGGGUCUGCUCAACAUGGGCCUGCGUGACCAGCGCCUUGCCCUGCAUUGGGUCCAGGAGAACAUUGCCGCUUUCGGUGGUGACCCGGAGAGGGUGACGAUCUGGGGUGAAUCUGCCGGUGCUGCCUCUGUUGGCUUUCAGAUCCAAGCAUAUGGCGGCCGAGACGACAAGCUCUUCAGCGCCGCGAUCGCCCAGUCGGGUGGCCCGAUCCACUACGGCGCGCUGCGCGGCACGCAGGCCUUCCAGCAGUCCUACAAUGCAGUCGUGAACGCAACCAAUUGCACCGACUCCUUUGACAAGGUCCAGUGCCUCCGUGAAGUGCCCUUCGAGACCCUCAACACCAUUUUCAACGGCACGCUAGGCAACAGCUUCGGCCCAAGCCUCGAUGGUGACUUUGUCCAGAACUACGGCUCCAUCCAGCUCGAGCGCGGCGACUUUGUCAAAGUCCCGCUGCUCAUUGGCGCCAACACCAACGAGGGCCGUGGCUUCCUGGGCCCCAUCAAGGUCAACACGACCCAGGACUUCCGCAACGUGAUCGGCUCCGGCACCGGCGCGGCCAGCGGCGCCGACGUGCCCAGCGGCUUCAAGGACCUCCUCGUCGAGGCGUAUCCGAACAACUGGACCGAGCUGGCCAUCGUGGACCCGGCCGAGACCUGGAUCGGCGACUCGCGCGGCGCCAACUUUGUCCGCGCGGCCGCCUACCAGGGCGACUACUCGUUCACCGGCCCGCGCCGCGGCGCCAAUGAGAUGUGGGCCAAAUGGGGGAUCAAGUCGUACGCGUACCGCUUCAAUGCGAUCGCCACGCUGCUGAACAACGGCAUCGGGCACUUCACCGAGGUCAUCUACGUCUUCAACAACCUCGACGCCGUCGGUUACCAGAGCGUCGCGGGCACCUUCAAGGGCCUGCCAGAGUCGCACAAGGAGCUGUCGACGUUCAUGGCGCGCAGCUGGAUCGGCUUCUUCACGGAGCGCGACCCGAACGCGUGGGCUGGCCGCGACGCCGGCGUGGAUGCCUGGCCCGUGUAUAGUCUCGAGACCCCGGAGGACUUUGUCUUUGACGCGAACGUCACGAGCCAUGUCGAGCCGGAUACCUUCCGCAAGGAGGGCAUCAAGCUGAUCAACGACAAUGCCGCGGGUAUUUACCACCGAUAGGUCUUGGAGAAAAUUAGUAAAAGUGCGAUGAGAAUCCUAGGGGUUUAUUUCCUCACAAUUUCCCUUCGUAGUACCAUAGUAACGAAAUCUUACGAAUAACUGAG